Messenger RNA from Truncatella angustata, 1997 nucleotides. Its product is annotated as cytochrome P450. The transcript has 4 exons. NCBI's taxonomy places the organism in Eukaryota, Fungi, Ascomycota, Sordariomycetes, Amphisphaeriales, Sporocadaceae. The record is from RefSeq and is a predicted model, not a curated record. The coding region runs from base 194 to 1834 and encodes 546 amino acids. Gene Ontology annotation, molecular function: oxidoreductase activity, acting on paired donors, with incorporation or reduction of molecular oxygen; monooxygenase activity; iron ion binding.
CAUUUACAAACGGCCGCCCACAAUAUGCAAAUGCCAUGCAGUGUACCAUUCCAACGUAGCAGGACCGGCAAUUUGCUGCGUGUCGAUGGAUGGCUUACUCAGUAAUAUAAUAUACGAAUCUGCUUGAUCUCAUUCCCAACCCUAGUAAACCUUGAUGCACACAUUGCAAUCGUCGCAGCCGUGAAGCUCGAAGAUGGCUAUCUCAUUGAUUGUUGUAUUUCUCACUGCUGCUCUUGUAUUUUCUACUUACAGAUUGGCCAAGAUUGGCAGGCGGCCAAAAGGCUACCCGCCAGGCCCUCCAACGCUUCCUAUUAUCGGUAAUAUUCAUCUGAUACCCAAAGAGAAGCCGCACCUUCAGUUUCAAAAAUGGGCCGAGGAAUAUGGCCCGGUCUACUCACUCAUACUUGGAACGAAGGUCAUGAUCGUCCUCUCAUCGGACCAAGCUAUCAAGGACUUGUUAGACAAGCGUAGCAACAUUUAUUCGUCACGGCCUGAUAUGUACCUCGGAGAUAUCGUCGGUGGAGGAUUUCGAAUGCUGUUGAUGAAAUAUGGCGAAACAUGGCGCAUGAUUCGCGGCAUUGUGCACAAUAGCCUGAACAUAAAAGCCGCGCGCACAUAUGUACCCUACCAAGACCUCGAGAACAAGGCCAUGUUGCUGGGGUUUUUGGAUUCGCCCGACAAGUUUAUCGAUCAUAUCCGACGUUAUACAAACUCCCUAACGACGCAGAUGAUAUUUGGGUUUCGUACGACCGAUAUCGACGAUCCCAAGCUUACGCAGCUUUACCAUGGUUUCGAGAAAUGGAGCGAGGUCAUGGGCAGCGACACAGCUGCAGUGCUAGACGUAUUUCCAAUACUUCAGCGUCUGCCAGAUGCGCUGCUGCCCAUGAGACGCUAUGCCAAGAAGCUCCACGAAAAGGAGUAUUCACUUUACAUAGGGCACUAUCUGGACACAAAACAGAGGCUCAAGGAAGGUAAAUCGAAGCCAUGCUUCUGCGUCGACCUUGUCAAAGCACAAGACGAGCAAGGCUUCUCCGAUGGUAUAGCUGGGUACGUUAGCGGAUCACUCCUCGAGGCCGGCUCGGAUACAACAUCCUCGACCCUGAUUGGCUUUUUACAAGCUUUAUUGAUAUUCCCAGAAGUCGUCCAAGCUGCACAGGCUGAGAUAGAUCGCGUGUGUGGAGACCGUCUGCCUGACUUGAACGAUCUUCCUGAUCUACCCUAUAUCAGGGGCUGCAUGAAAGAAAGCUUGCGGUGGAUGCCCACUGAUCCUCUGGGCGUACCUCAUGCUGUAAUUCAAGAUGACGAAUACUUAGGAUAUAAGAUACCCAAGGGGGCAGGGGUAAUGUGGAAUGUGUGGGCUGUCGCAAACGAUGCAAAACGUCAUCCAAAUCCACGAAAAUUUGACCCCACACGAUGGGCCGGCGACCAUCAAACAUCCGCACAGGCGGCAUCCAACUCCGACCCAUCCAAGCGAGACCACUUCGUUUUCGGCGCCGGGCGACGUUUGUGUCAGGGUAUGCACAUUGCUGACAGGUCGCUCUUCCUGGCAAUAUCGCGACUGCUUUGGGCCUUCGACUUCCUCAGGGCAAACGACGAACAUGGGCAGGAGAUCGUCCCAGAUAUGAGUGAUCUGACGGAGGGGAUGCUGAUACAACCCAGGCCCUUCAGGGCUGUGAUCACACCCCGUAACGCAUUCAAAGCUGAGUGUGUCCAGAAAGAAUGGGCGCAGAUGGCCGAGCUUCUUGAUGGCGAUCUCCAGUGGAGAGAUGUUCCCGAAGGACUCGUCUGGAGAGACUACGAGCCCGCCGAGGCUCAGGUGGCUACUAAGGCUUAGGAUGAUCACAAAAUCUCUUCUCUGCGUUGACUACAAAUACAGGUUGCGAUCUUAGGUUCUAUCUAUACAAAAUCCACAUGUAUGAUGCUUAUAGUGUACGAUCUGCCUAAAACAUCUACUAAACUUUAAUAUUGUCGAGUUUGUUCCGCUAUAUGUUAGUAAU